Molecule: messenger RNA, 692 nt
Organism: Drosophila willistoni
Lineage: Eukaryota; Metazoa; Arthropoda; Insecta; Diptera; Drosophilidae
Product: vacuolar ATPase assembly integral membrane protein VMA21 homolog
Exons: 3
Coding region: 72-404 (110 amino acids)
Biological process (GO): vacuolar proton-transporting V-type ATPase complex assembly
Cellular component (GO): endoplasmic reticulum membrane
Source: RefSeq, a predicted model, not a curated record
GACUAAUCGAAUAAGCAAAGUCAUCAUGUGAUUGGCAAUGGGAAACGUAUUCGAUACUGACGAAAAGCAAAAUGACGAAUAAGAACAAAAAAGGCAAUGGAGGCAGUGGAGUCAAUGGCAAUGGCGGCAGCUCAAAGUUGGCCAAACAGCGCUCUCAAGACUCCCAGGACUACAGUUCUUUCAAAACGGUUUUAUUUUAUUGUCUACUAAUUGUAUUCCUCCCCGUGAUAACCUUUUUUCUGAUGAAAGGUUUCGUUUUGGAUCGUUUCUUUAGCAUGUCAGAAAUGAAAGUAAACAUUGCAUCUGCAGUGGGUGCUGUGGUCUCCCUCCAUUUGGCCCUGGGGCUUUACAUAUAUCGAGCGUAUUUUGGAGCACCUGGCUCAGGAUCGAAGAAGUUGGACUAGCUUUCUAAUUUAUCUAAAAGUACUGUUAACCAUUUCCACUUAAAUAAUUACUGCUGUACAUAGAACUGGACUGAGCAUGUGAGACGGGGAGACAUAGUGCCAGAUGGAAAGAGAGAGAAAGAUUUGUUGUACGAGGGGACGGUGUAGCUCCCUCUAACUGUAAAUGUAAUCGUUUUCCUCCCAUUACAUAAUUCUCGAUAACAGACAAGAAAAUUCACACUUUUCUCUUUUCAUAUUAUUGUUGUAUGUAUAAUUUGUAUUAAAAAGAAAAAAACACGUAAAAUAGAA